CAGCACUUUUAUCAGAAUUAGAAUCACCAAGAGUUUGUGACAUUAGAUUAUUUGUGUUUGAUAAUGCAAACUUAAAUGAACAAAUAACCAGGACUUUAAAUGAAAUAAAUAGCGAAUCUAGAUAA
Messenger RNA from Funneliformis mosseae, 125 nucleotides. Lineage: Eukaryota; Fungi; Glomeromycota; Glomeromycetes; Glomerales; Glomeraceae. The record is from the annotation of a GenBank genome assembly.